This is a messenger RNA of Culex quinquefasciatus (southern house mosquito), 5030 nucleotides long. It is a transcript of the gene dachs, whose product is annotated as myosin-G heavy chain. The transcript has 12 exons. Gene Ontology annotation, cellular component: cytoplasm; actin cytoskeleton; vesicle. Gene Ontology annotation, biological process: actin filament organization; vesicle transport along actin filament. Lineage: Eukaryota; Metazoa; Arthropoda; Insecta; Diptera; Culicidae. Gene Ontology annotation, molecular function: actin filament binding; ATP binding; cytoskeletal motor activity. The record is from RefSeq and is a predicted model, not a curated record.
ACUGCUCCAGUGGACGACGACUUUGUGGUGCUGACGAAUAAUGAGAUGAAAUUUUGUCAGGCCAGCCGUGGAAGUGGUGGUGGCAGCAGUGGCGUGCCAGACACGGCCAGCGGUGGAGGUGGCAGUGGCCAGCGGAGUCCCCGGGGUGGUGGCGGUUCCGGGACCAAAGAGGACACGGACAGUGCCAUUUGGAGCAGCGCGAGGGAACAAUGCCCGAAGCUGGGGAACAAUGGUGGAACCCCAAAUGAUUCGCGAACGCCCACCCGAAGUAGCAGCAGCCGGAGUCCCGAGGAGGGUUGGAAGGGACGGCCACGGCCGUCUACGGCUGCGUCCUGGAAUCAACGACGAAAGGCCCAUCAACAGGGCCGGGGACGACGACGAAGACCUGCCAGCAGCUGCAGCAGUGACUACAGCAGUGAUGGUGAUCUCCAGACGGACCUCGGCAGUGGGAGCAGCCUGGAGGAAGAGGACGAUGAUGGGGUGCAGUUUGAGGAACCAAACGAUUACGACAAGACGUCGGACUUUUUCAACAACAUUCCGGAGUUUCACGGGGAAUCGCUGGGGCCGUUUAGUUUGCAGAGCCAAAAGCAGAACGAACUGACGAACAUCCGCACCAACAUCGACAUCCUGCGGGCGUGCGAGCUGUUUCUGAUGCGGAACCGCAUCCGGCCGGACUUUUUCUGCAAGUACAAAAAGGUCGUCAAUGCCUCCGUUUCGGCCCCACCCUCUUUUCCACUGUCUGGCUCCGUGAGGACACCCGUGGACAGCAAACCCAAAAGUGUGUCCCCGUCGACGUUACGACGACCCCCGCCACCUGCAGAACGUCGACUGAGUCAGCAUCAACCGCCACCACAACAACAACCACCUCCCCCAGGGGUCCGUCAGACUUCACCUCCACCACCACCACCCCCUGCGGCAGCGCCCUCCACCAAGGAUGGUCCGCCGGUGCCCAUCUACAGCGUCCCGAAUCGGGCCGGCAAAAGGAGACGAUUUAUUGCCACCGUCAAUACCGAUGCAUCCUCCUCGAACGAAGCCGUCCACCUGCAGCAGCGACUGAAGAGCCUCAGCUCGGAACUGGUAACGCUGCGGAAUCGACUUCACACGGGUGCUGGCCAGACGGCACCAGCGGCCACGGCGGCCGGUGGCCCAACCGUGGCCACAGCAGUCAACAACGCGGUCAACAACGCAGUCAACAACUCAAACAACAGUACAGCAACGCCAAAUCCAAACCCACAAACGCUCGGUGGCCACGGAACGACCGGACUGGUGGCCGCGGCCGUCGGCGGAGGUGCGAACAACAUUCUGUCACACCUGAACGGUACCAACGGCAACAGCUGCACUAAUGGCAAGAGUCACAUGAUAGUGGCGUCGGCGCAGUGCAUACCGGCGACGGGCAAUGGCGCCGCGACGCUUGGCAACCAUCAGGCGAGCCAACAGCACUCCAAUAAUGUGAUGCCGUUGGUUUCGCCACGAAACACCUCCAUCCCGUACCCGCUGCCCCACCACAACAGCACCGGAACGAUACUGCUCGGAGACACUGCCCUGAGUGGAGGUGGUGGCCAGGCGGGCCUAACCGGUGGCGGAACCCUUCCCCGGCGGACAUCCGUGGGAUUCGGCGGCAAGACACACCAACAGCACGGUGGCGUCCAGGGGUUGUCCUCGUCGGGUCUGCUCCACCCGGUGCUGCAGUCCGGAACGCUUCACAGUAAUGGCGGCCUCAGCAGUGGUGGCGGAACCGGUGCUACCAUCGUUGGGUGUACCUUGGCACACGGGGCCGGCGGUGGAGGAGGGGUAGGGGGGACAGGAACGGGGGGUUCCGGACCACUUGGUGGCCGUGGUGGAACGGGAUUCAACGGAACGGGUCACGGGCAUGGUAUCGGGAAUGGGUUCAACGGUGUUGGAGGAACCAACGGCAAUGGUAAUGGGAACAGCAACAGUGGUGGUGGAAUCGGUAGCAACAGUGACGGAGGAGUGACCGGUGGCCAGCGAAAAACCGCGUCCAACAUGGAGGACCUGAUACACCUGCCCGGACCGCUAACCGAGGACGCCGUAAUGCGGACACUCCAAACCAGAUUCAACGAGGAGAAAUUCUUUACCAAUGUCGGCCCGAUCCUGCUCUCGGCGAACCCAUACCACGAUGUGGGCAACCCCCUCACCCUUUCCUCAACCCGCUCCGUCCCACUAGCACCUCAACUCCGCAAAAUAGUACAAGAAGCCGUGCGGCAACAGGCCGAAACGGGCUACCCCCAGGCCAUCAUCCUAUCAGGAACUUCCGGUUCCGGCAAAACGCACUGCUCGAUGCUGCUCCUUCGGCAACUGUUUGCCGUGGCCGGCGGUGGUCCCGAAACGGACGCCUUCAAGCAUCUGGCCGCGUCCUUUACCGUACUCCGGUCGCUCGGAUCGGCCAAAACGUCCACCAACUCCGAGUCGAGUCGAAUUGGCCAGUUCAUCGAGGUGCAGGUGACGGACGGUGCGCUGUACCGGACGAAGAUCCACUGUUACUUCCUGGACCAAACCCGGGUCAUCCGGCCGUUACCGAACGAGAAAAAUUACCACAUCUUUUACCAGAUGCUCGCCGGGUUGAACGCUGAAGAGUGCGCCCGACUUAACUUGGAAGGAUACUCCCCGGCGAAUCUGAGGUACCUGCAGAACGGGGACAUCCGGCAGGACGAGCACGAGGACGCGGCCCGGUUUCAGGCGUGGAAGGCAUGUCUCGGAAUUCUGGGCAUUCCGUUUUUGGACGUAGUCCGAGUUCUGGCAGCGGUUUUGUUGCUAGGCAACGUGCAGUUCGUUGAUGGACAGGGCCUCGAAGUCGAAGUGACGGACGACACCGAACUGAACGCCGUUGCGAACCUUCUCGGAGUGCCACCUGCGCAGCUGUUCCGUGGCCUGACCAUCCGGACGCACAACGCCCGCGGCCAGCUCAUCAAGUCCAAGUGCGAUGCCAACAUGUCCAACAUGACGCGCGAUUCGCUGGCGAAGGCGCUUUACUGCCGAACUGUCGCGACCAUCGUGCGGCGAGCAAACAGUCUCAAAAGGUUGGGUUCGACGCUCGGGACGCUUAGCUCCGAUAGUAACGAAUCGGUGCACAACCAAGCGGAGGUGGCCAGCCAGCACGCGUCCACAAUCGGGGGGAAUGCCGGAUCGAAGUCGAUGGCCGCACUCAACAAUGCGGUGCGGCACGCUACGGAUGGAUUCAUUGGAAUCCUGGACAUGUUCGGCUUCGAGGAACCUCGUCCCGCCCAGCUCGAACACCUGUGCAUAAAUCUGUGUGCCGAAACGAUGCAACACUUUUACAACACGCACAUCUUCAAGAGUUCCGUCGAGUCAUGCCGCGAGGAGGGUAUCAUCUGCGAUACCGAGGUCGAUUACGUGGACAACGUGCCUUGUAUUGAUCUGAUAUCUUCGCUGCGGACGGGACUGUUGAGCAUGUUGGACGCUGAAUGUUCCGUGCGUGGAACGGCCGAGACAUAUGUGUCGAAGAUAAAGGUUCAACACAGGAAUUCCGCUCGGUUGGAGCAGCGCACGCUUGAACCGUACGAUCCGAGGAUCUUUGCGAUUAGGCACUUUGCUGGCAGGGUUGAGUACGACACGACUGACUUUUUGGACACGAAUCGGGAUGUGGUUCCGGAUGAUUUGGUGUCGGUGUUUUACAAGCACACGUGUAAUUUUGGAUUUGCGACGCACCUGUUUGGGACUGAGUUGAAGGCGUUGUACGCCCAGGAGAAUGUUCCACGCGGGUUGAGCUUUAGAAUCGCGCCGACGUCGCACACAGAUCUACUGAAUGGAGAUGAACCAGUUUCAACGCUUACUCAAGACUUCCAUACGCGACUAGACAAUCUACUGCGGACGCUGGUGCACGCGCGGCCACACUUUGUCCGGUGCAUCCGGAGUAACACCGCUGAAAAGGCGGGCGUGUUUGACCGUGGAACGGUCGUUCGACAAAUCCGUGCCCUUCAGGUGCUGGAAACCGUGAAUUUAAUGGCCAGUGGAUUCCCACAUCGUUUGCGGUUUAAGCAGUUUACCGCCCGCUACCGGAUGUUGGCUCCGUUCCGACUGCUGCGGCGCUGCGAGGAGAAAGCCCUUGAGGACUGCAAGCUCAUUCUGGACUUUGCGCUGGAGAACCCACCAGAGUUGGAUGGGUCGGUGACGCUGUCGUGGGCACCGGGCAAGAGGCACAUCUUUUUGAGUGAGGGCAUUCGGCAGCAUUUGGAGAACCUGAGGACGGAGGUGCGCAUGAAGAGCGCAACGCUGAUUCAGGCCACGUGGCGUGGGUGGAAUCUGCGCAAGCGGUUGGGAACGAUCAGGAGGUCGCACGAUAUCAAGAUGGUUGGCGGAGGAAUGCUGACGCUGAACAAGAGUUCGGGUGAGUUUAUACCGACUAUGUUAGACUAAAAAAUCCCUAAUACCUUCUCUUUUUCGAUAGCCACUCGACCGAACGCAAACAACCCCACCUCAAAUUCAAACGCAAACGCCACAAACACCGGAACGGCCACCCGGCCACGACCCCAGCCAAUCGCCGGAACGCCACCGCCCGAUCCAAAUGAAAAGUGCGACUCGAAGAUAAUCGCCCAAACGUGUACCCUGUUCGGGCUGGACCUGGAACGCCCCCCACCUGUCCCCCCCUCCCGGUCGUACACCGUCACGGGCAACUCCAAGCUCGGCUACCCCCAGACACGCCUCAUGAAGAUGAAUUUCCCCGAGGACUCGGCGGCCGCCACCGUCGGGGAGCAGCUGCGCAAGGGCGAAGCGGUCACGGUUACCGGUGCGUCCCACCGGCGCGGCCACCUGAUCGUCGAGCACAACGGGAUCAGUUUGCACGUGCCGUUCCAGUACAUGGAGCUGGUCAAGAACAGUACCUCCGGAUCGCCGUCGCCACCGGCUUCCACCAACGCGGGAGCGGUGAACAUCUGAGGCGGAAAAGGGGUAUUGUUGUUGCGGUGACGAUAUGGUUAGGUUUAAGUGAACUAUUUUCAACCGUGUAUUGAUUGAUUGCGAUUAUUAUUUGGGUUGGUUAAAGUAUGUUUCAU